AUUAUCAUUUCUGUCAGUCAGUCAUUUUUCGAUGCUGGUGAAAAAAAUCGAAGCCAUGGUUCUCCAGUAGUGAAAAUUGCCGAUUUUUCACAAUUAUAAUUAGUUAUUCAAUAGUGAAAUAUUCGUGGAAUUGUUCGAUUGUUGUAUAUGCUAACCAGUGAGCGCGAUGUACGGACGCGGAAAUAGUGGUGGCGGUGGUGGGAGGGGCCAAAACGGAUCCAAAAAUUAUUCGGCUGCCGGUGGCGGAGGCUCAUCUGCAAUGGCUCCGGUGAAGAAUUAUCAAACAGUGCCAUCCGAAGGCGGUUCCGGUGGUGGCGCAAUGUUGGAAGGCGAGUGGAGCUCGCUAAAUCCUAGUUUGUAUCAGAACAUGUCGAAUGAGCAAGUGGACUGGGCUGCGCUUGCCCAACAGUGGAUUCAAAUGAAGGAAACACUUCCGGCAGAUAUUGUUCCGGCUGCUCCUCCGCCUCCGAUCAUAUCGGAUAGCUACGGGUCGAAUAGUAGAGACUCCCUGCCGGAGGGUGGCCACAUGGGAUCGGCGGAGGAACAAGGGGAAGCUCCGAUGGAAGUGGAACGCGACGAGGAACACUUGGCUCACCAGCAGCAAUCCGGUAAUCCGUGGGAUAAUGGGUCCCUAUCGUGGCAAUAUCCCGCCCAAUCCGAGUGGCAGAAUCCGGCCUGGGACUCCAAUUGGUCCGGAAGCGCUUCCAACACGGCCAAAGCCUUCGAUUCGAUGUCGGUGGCCGUCAAUCCGAAUGCUUCCCUGGCUGUGGCCAACUGGCAGGCCAAAAUGGCACGAAUCUACAAAUUUGGGGAUUCAGGCAGCUCAAACGCCAUUGCUGGUACUGUGCAACCUACCGGCGGCCAAUCGAGCCAUCAACAGGAAGCACUGCCAUCCCAAAAACGAAUCCCAGGUCUGAUGGACCAAGUCAUUAAACUGGACCACCAUCAAGAAUCUGGAGGCGAUCCGGAAGAUGACACCACCCAAACCAUUAACGAUGCCAAGCGGAAGCUGCUUCCGGCUUGGAUUCGCGAGGGGCUGGAGAAGAUGGAACGGGAAAAGCUGCGGCAAGCAGAGAAGGAAAAGGAACAGCAGCAGCGAGCGGAAAUGCUGCAGCAAAGGCGGCAGGCGGAACUGGAAGCGCUGAACGAGUUGGAGGACGCCAAGAGGAAGAGCAAGUUUGAAUCGGAUUCUGAAGAAGACGAGGUAAGAAACGACGAUCAACACGAUGAAGAUCAACGCGGGGAGGACAGUCCAGUGUUGACACGUUCGCGGGAUGAAAUUCUGCAAGAACUGAUGAUCGCUGUUCGGAAGAACCUAACGGAAAUCUUACUGGAGGUGACAAACGAAGAAAUUGCCCUCGUGGCAAAAGAAACCUUAGCUAAGACCCGGAGAAAAGCACCAACAGCUCAAGCGCUGCGAAAGACCGGUCUUGCAACUCUCACAGGUGGACUUGGUCUAGGCAUCUAUGGCGAUAGCGAUGAUGAGGACGAUAGCGGUUCUGAUAACGAUGGGGACAACAACGGGAACAGCGAGGAUGAAGAGGAAGUCGAAAAAGCGUUAAAGGUAUCCAUCAAGCAGCGGCAGAAGGAAUUCGAAUGGACAGCACGUGAAAUUGAAGAAGAAAUUGCCAAGGAGGAGGCAGCCGAGGAGCGCAAGAAGAGGGAAUAUGAUCAACUGAUGCGCCAGAAGAAUCAGCAGAACAACGCCAGCGAUGAAGAGGACUACGCCAGUGGCAGUAGCCGAGCUGGAUUGGGCCAUCCCCAGGCGCCAAUGGCAGGAACUAGCGGUGGUAGUAAAUUUGGACCAAGAGACGGUGAGACCCAGCCUGUUAAUGAUAAACUAUAUGCCUACAAGCUCGGGCGAACACGUGACAAGCGGGUUUCCAGGUUUAGUGAUCCCAAGGAUACGGUUCGUCAGACUCAUAUAACUCACGUGGCGAUCGUUAACCACAAACCAGGUGAAGUUGUUCUGGCCGCUCCGAAGGUAAACCAAGCAGUGGUUGGUCCGAGUAGCAGUGUAGUUUCACCGCCAAUAGUUGACUCGAUGUCAACACCACUUUUUCCUGCUGCUAUUGCAGCGGCAAGACAUUUGGAAGAUAUUCGACGGGGUAGUAGUGUUGCUUCGGAAACACCUUCUAAUGCCUCCAGCAGUCGGGCAUCGUCUUCGCGUCGUGAAACCGAAAGUCGUAAAUCGUCACAAAAGUCCCAUAAAAGUAAAAAACAUAAACGUUCUCGGCAUAGUCACAGCGAUGACGAAGAGGAUGAUUAUUACGAUAACGAUGACGAUCGUUAUUCGCAGCACUCUCGUAGAUCGCGCAGUUCCGAACGAAGCAGCUAUUCGCGACGGAGAAGAUCUUAUUCGAGAGACUCCCGAGACGACGAUCGAGAUCGCAAGUAUUCGUACAAAUCACGAGACCGUUCUCGAUCAAGGUCUCGCGAUCGGUACAAAUCUUCACGAAGGCAAUCUCGAAGUCGCUCUCGGUCUCCGUCUAGACGACGCUAUUGAAAAACAAGGGUCUAUUGUUUCGGAAUUGGUCUUUUUGCUUGAUAUUUUGUCAAAUCAAGCACUGCACUGUAUUGACCGACUUAAGUUAUGAUCUUUGCUAGAUUCCAUGGAAAAUAUCCCGUUUCGUUGAUUUUCCAACGCGCGUUGUAAAUUAUUUGGCUUACGAUCGAUCGUAAGCAUCUAGCAAUAAAUAAAUAAUAAAUGAUAAAAAAGUGCAAGUGAAGGAUAAUUAAACCAAUAAUGAAACAUGUAAGAAGUGUUCUGUUUAAAAUUAACAGAAGUGGCAAAAACAACACAGUCGACAUAAAAGAGAAUGAAUUGGUGUAGUUUUGGUAGUGAUACAUUACAAAAUAUAGAAACAGCUGAUCAAAAAGUGAAAUAGUACAGGUAUAUUCAAUUCAUAGCCUCAAACAACAGCAAAUAAAUAAAAAAAAGAACAAUAUGAACAUGCAUGCUAAAUAACGACGCAUUUCGUCGCACAUCGUAUAUGGAGUUUCACUACCUAUAACAAACCAAUACCAAAAAUAUAAAUUUCUAUUUCUCUCAGCUUAAAA
Aedes aegypti (yellow fever mosquito) is the source of this 3060-nucleotide messenger RNA. RefSeq names its product arginine/serine-rich protein PNISR. Lineage: Eukaryota; Metazoa; Arthropoda; Insecta; Diptera; Culicidae. The record is from RefSeq and is a predicted model, not a curated record. The transcript is spliced from 7 exons. Gene Ontology annotation, cellular component: nuclear speck; presynaptic active zone. Bases 167 to 2506 code for a protein of 779 amino acids. Gene Ontology annotation, molecular function: RNA binding.